AUGUGCGAUGCUGGUGGUGUGGACGGAGUUGAAGCCAGCUUCGAUGCAAAACUGCACCAGCGAUACUUCAGGAAGCUCCUGCAAGGCGCUCCCGGAUCGCUGCAAGGGCUGGACAGCAACCGAUGCACCAUCGCGUACUUUUGUGUCUCGGGCCUUGACGUGCUCAAUGCACUCACGGGGGAAGACAAGGAGCAAGUUUGCGGGUGGAUGAUACGGUUGCUCAUCGACAAUGGAGGGAUGAUACUGACAAAGCUUGUCCUGGCAGAGCCCGGGGGGUUUCGAGGUUCUACUUUCUUCAGAUCUGACGCCGACAUCUGUAAGCUCUGGGACCUGGGGCAUCUUGCCAUGUCGUACACGGCUCUUGCCACGCUUGUCAUCUGUGACUACAACAUCCAAACCCUCGAUCGCAAGGGGAUUCAACAGAUGGUUCGCAAUUGUCAAGGAGAGGAUGGGAGUUUCUGUGCACACCACGGCGGGGAGGCUGACCUUAGGUUCUCGUACUGCGCUGCUGCCAUCUGCUUCAUGCUGGGCGACUUCUCCUGCAUUGAUCGCGAGAGGUCUGCCUCGCACAUCCUGUCGUGCCAAACGUACGAAGGCGGGUUCGGUCUGGCUCCUGGUCUGGAAGCCCACGGGGGAUCGACGUACUGUGCUGUUGCCGCACUGAAGCUCAUGGGGUACCUCGAUACGAUGGAUGCCUCUCAACGCAACAAUGUAGUCCGAUGGUGCCUCAAGAGGAUGGUGUCUGAAUCCGGAGGCUACCAAGGUAGAUGCAACAAAGUCAGCGUUCUCAAACAGGAUUCGUGCUACUCCUUCUGGAUAGGAGCUUCGCUCGACAUACUGGGGUCUGCUCAUUUCUCCGACUCUUCAGCAAUCCGAAGGUUUUUGUGCAAGUGCGAAAAUAAGACGUUUGGAGAAGCAACUUGCGAUCCCCUGCACACUUACCUCUCUUUGUGUGGCUUUUCGAUCGCAGGGGAUCAAGGCAUGUCGCAGAGAGCGUACGAAACCCUUCUACGUCAGCUUGCGUGA
Molecule: messenger RNA, 1026 nt
Organism: Guillardia theta CCMP2712
Lineage: Eukaryota; Cryptophyceae; Pyrenomonadales; Geminigeraceae
Exons: 11
Coding region: 1-1026 (341 amino acids)
Biological process (GO): protein geranylgeranylation
Cellular component (GO): CAAX-protein geranylgeranyltransferase complex
Molecular function (GO): CAAX-protein geranylgeranyltransferase activity
Source: RefSeq, a predicted model, not a curated record